Molecule: messenger RNA, 886 nt
Organism: Eruca vesicaria subsp. sativa (arugula)
Lineage: Eukaryota; Viridiplantae; Streptophyta; Magnoliopsida; Brassicales; Brassicaceae
Source: the annotation of a GenBank genome assembly
AGAGAAUCAAGUGGAGAGACUACGAUUCACUUGCAUCGUUUGAUAAGAAGAUUUAUCAGGGAAAAGACUAAAGCUAUGGACUUGGCUCUUCAUUUUCCUUCGUUUAUCAAACAAGGAUUCAGGAGAGUCAGUCACGUUCCUGUUCGAGAUUCUCUUUCGCCGAGGUCUGGUGAUAGAAGAAGCUUGAUUGGAGAAAAGGCUUGGUCUUCCUCUCUGACUAGAUCCAAGAAAGGAUAUGUUUUUUGUUGCAAGAAUCCGUCUGAUGAAGAACAGAGCUCAGGCCCACCGAGUAAAUCCAAACAAGAGGAGAUCAUUUCUCUCCUCAGUCGGAUUCAAGCUUCCAUCUCCAAAGGAGAAUCUCAGGGAGCUGAAGAGAAGAACGGACAUGCGUCCUAUGGAGAUGAGUCGCUGAGUAAAGCUAUUCUUGACGUUCUUGAGAAACCAAGAACAAAAACUGAGGGAGAUGCUGGUGUAAGGAAAGAGCCGUCAAAGAGACAAGUAGCUCGGCCACCGUCUAGUUUUGCCAAGAGAUCUUCCACGAGACCAUCUGCUUCAGAUCCAAGAGGUAAGCUUCCAAUAACAAAGAGCAGUAAAGCUUUGGAAGAUGCAGAAAAGGAAGAGAAUCCUCCAUUGAUUGAAACUAUGAAACUUGCAGAGCUUAAAGAAGUUGCAAAGAACAGAGGACUCAAAGGAUACUCAAAGCUAAAGAAGAGUGAGAUUCUAGACCUAAUCAGAUCGUCCUGAUUUUUAUUCUCUGUCCACAUUCUAGACCUAAUCAGAGACACAGUUAUGUUCUGGAGUUGUUUAAAGUAGAUAAGAGUUUAAAAUUGAUAACGAUAACCUCCAAAAACUUGUUCAUAUCUCGAGAAUACUUAAGGAUUCUACC